AUGGAAUCAAAACCGAUCCCCGCGUUUUAUUGCUGUUACCUUUUGCGCUCCACCGUCCGUCCAUCAAGCCUCUACAUCGGUUCAACGCCAAACCCUGUUCGUCGGCUAAACCAACACAAUGGCGUUGCUAAAGGAGGUGCCGCAAGAACUUCCAGAAAUACCUUGCGGCCUUGGGAAAUGGUAUGUAUCGUAACUGGUUUCCCAUCAAAUAUUGCCGCCCUGCAAUUCGAAUGGGCAUGGCAAAAUCCACACCUGACUCGUCAUAUUCCAACGGAAGAGCGUAUCAAUGCCCCUCAAACAAGAGUUCGCGUGUCUCCAAAGACUGGGAAGACCAGACGACGUCCAACUCGACCGCAAGUCUCGCUCACUGAUCGAUUGGCCAAUCUCCAUUUGCUACUUCGGGCGCAAACAUUUUGCCGUUGGCCGCUCAAUCUCCGCUUUUUCUGCGAAGACGUCUUUAAUCUAUGGAAUCGAUGGAGUGAUCGGGUAGAUGGUGAGCUAAGAGAAGGUAUCAAAGUCUCCUUGGAGACUCAAGCGCCGUCUCGGGAGAGCGAAGAAACCCAGCAAAGUAGUCGGCCUGCAAGGAAGAAGCCUGUUGCUAUAGAAAGAUGCUUUCAGAAGCAACUCGAGUCUGUCCAAGUUGACUAUGACCCUUUGGCAGGCCACCUAGACAAGAGUUUGAACGUCCUCAAAAAUGAUGGAGAAGCGCACUGCGCACUGUGCCGCGGCAAAUUGAGAGCAAGCAAUGAUUUUAUUCUCAUUUGCCCCAAAGACCACUGCCGAGCGUCGUCACAUUUAAGUUGCCUUUCGUCGCAUUUUCUCUCUACUGAAGACGACCCAGACACAGUUCUGCCUAUCAGUGGGACAUGCCCAUCCUGCAAAGCCCAAUUGCAAUGGAUUGACCUGGUGAAAGAGGCAACGCUUCGUAUGCGCAGUCCGAAAGAAGCAGAGAAAGUCAUCAAACGAUCGAAGAAGAAAGAAGCCCAAAGCAAAACUGGUGCGGUGGCUAAUGCUGCCACUGAAUCAUCAGCACUUGGUGUCUUAAGUGACCUUGAGACGGAUGUAAGCGAUAGUGGUGGCCUCUCCGAGAAUGAUGCACCAAAUCAAGGCUUCGAUUUGGAAGAUGAAUGGGUACCAAGAAAUGAUAGCGAGGAUGACGACAACAAGUCGAUUGCAAGCGAAGCUUCUUCCCGCUCACAAUCCAUCAUGCCCCAGAGUCCCAGUAAAUCUCGAGUUCGAGGGAAUUCAAAACUGCCAAUAGUCAUUGAGGACAGUGACUGGGACGAUGCGGAAACACUUGACUGA
This is a messenger RNA of Xylona heveae TC161, 1305 nucleotides long. RefSeq lists its product as hypothetical. Gene Ontology annotation, biological process: double-strand break repair via homologous recombination. Gene Ontology annotation, molecular function: 5'-flap endonuclease activity; crossover junction DNA endonuclease activity. The record is from RefSeq and is a predicted model, not a curated record. NCBI's taxonomy places the organism in Eukaryota, Fungi, Ascomycota, Xylonomycetes, Xylonales, Xylonaceae. Gene Ontology annotation, cellular component: Slx1-Slx4 complex. The transcript has 2 exons. Bases 1 to 1305 code for a protein of 434 amino acids.